UCUUAUUCUUCCUGUUAUUAUUACCAUUAUUAUUAUUUACACAGGCACAAGAUGUGGCUGUUCAUUGCAGUCCUGUUUCUCGUACAAGCACCCACGAACUCCGAAGACGUCUGCGAGCAGAAAAAGGCUCUGAAUCCCGAGGCUUCCAUGAACGUUAGCCAAAUCAUCUGCCACAGAGGGUACCCCAGUGAGGAGUAUGAAGUCCUGACUCGAGACGGCUACUACAUCCGCCUGAACAGAAUUCCUCAUGGAAGAGAAAAGCCAAGGAACAGAGGGGCCAAGCCAGUGGUGUUUCUCCAGCACGGGAUAUUCGGAGAAGGCAGCCACUGGGUGGAAAAUCUGGCUAACAACAGCCUUGGCUUCAUCCUGGCAGACUCUGGCUAUGACGUCUGGCUGGCAAACAGCCGGGGAACGAGCUGGUCCCGCAGACACGAGCACCUUUCAGCUGACCAGGCUGAAUUCUGGGAUUUCAGCUUUCACGAGAUGGCCAUGUACGACCUCCCGGCCAUGGUGGACUUUGUGCUGCAGAGGACUGGGCAGAAGCAGCUCUACUACGUUGGCUACUCCCAGGGCUGCACCAUCGCGUUCAUUGCGUUCUCAGCCAUGCCCGAACUGGCUGAAAAAAUCAAAAUGUUCUUUGCCCUGGCUCCUGUGGUGACAGCCAAGCACAGCAGAAGUCCCUUCAUGAAAAUAUCCUUCCUUCUGGACAAGAAUCUCAAGAUGAUUUCGCUGCUGCUCGGCAGGACGGAAGCGACCCUGCACGUGAGGAGGGUGUGGAGGUUCCUCCCCCAGCUGUGCAUGCACAGGCUGCUGCACAAACCCUGCGCCAGCCUACUCUUCCUGCUGGGGGGCUUCAACGAGAAGAACCUCAACAUGACACGGCUGGAUGUGUACACAUCCCACUAUCCGGAUGGGACCUCUGUCAAAAACAUAGUUCACUGGGCCCAGGUGGUGAAAUCAGGACAAUUCAGAGCCUUUGACUAUGGCAGCAAAAACACCGCCGUGUACCACCAGGAUACACCACCCUUCUACCAGGUGGAGAAGAUGCUGGUGCCCACGGCGGUGUGGUCGGGAGGGGAGGACUGGGCAGCUGACUGGAGGGAUGUCCGCCUGCUGCUGCCCCGCAUUGCCCACCUCAUCUCCUACACCAACAUCCCCGACUGGUGCCACUGGGACUUUGUCUGGGGCCUGGAUGCCCCCGGGCGCCUCUACAGCAGCAUCCUGGAGCUGAUGGAGGGCUCCCGGUAGAGUGGUGGCUCCCAGGGAGGUGCUGGUGGCCUGGCCCCUCUCCCUCAGCUGGGACAGCCCAAGGACAUGAUGGGACAGUCCCUGCUGGGACAGUCCCUACUGUCCCCUCCUUCCUGCUGGUCUGCCAUGCUUGUGGUGAUGGUGCUUCCCACACAUCCCUUGGUCAUUGGGGUUUGUCCUGCUUGCUUGAGACCUCCUCAAAGACCAGUGGCACCGUGCAGACAGGGCACCACAGGGGUCAGCCGAGGUGUCAGGGUGGGCAGGAUCCACCAAGCCUGCUGGAAGGGCCCCAAGGUGAUGGUGGUGAUCCUGGGACCCUAGCACGACCCCACUGUGGCUGCCCAGGCUGCAGAUUAGAGCACCCAGCCCAUGAGGAGAUGGGAGGGAGCUGGGCCUGCAGAGUCUGGCUGUGAGAGCAGCUCCCAACCAUGGCACAGAAAGGGAGGGAGGGGAUGGAUAAGACCAAACCUUUCUCGACAGCAGUGAGGGGGCCUGGUGCCAGGUCACAGCCCAGGGGGAUUCACGCUGGACCUAGACAGGUCCCCAGGGAAUUGGAAAGUCUCCAUCUGGAGGGGUUUCAGGACUCUGCUGAGACAAGUCAGACAUUUACCUGCACUGUUUGGUGACCAGAGGUCCCCAGGGAUGGCUGUCUGGCUGUCCCUGUGUCAUCAGCACUAACACUCUGGGAAUGCCUGCCCUCCCCUCCCAUCCCUAGGAGCUGAUGACCCCAAAUGCCCUGGGCUGGGGCUGGGUUGCAGGGCCACUGUUCCCCCCAGGAAGCUGCCGCCAGGCUGAUGUUCCAAGGCAGUGCAUGGCCCCAGCCGCACAUUCCUAUCCUGCUGCUUGCUGCAAAACCGGGGCUGGCGAAAAUCCCUCCAAAAUAAAUGCUCGAAGGGGAUUUCAGGAGCCUGCACCACAGCUCUGACACCCCUGGCUCUUCCUUGCAUGUGAACAUUUUCCAGGGGGCUGCCAGGCCAGCAGGAGUGUAGUGGGGUGACCCAGCUGGCAGUGGCACAGUGGGUGCUCUGGGGGUCCCAGCUGGGACCAUUCCGGUACCUCACCACUGCCAGGGGGGCAGGCACCAGGAAUGCUCACUGACAAAAACAACACCAGCCAGCCUUGGGGAUAGAGAGCUUUAUUGUGUCCAUGAGGGUUUGGAAAUCCCAGGUGAGGGGGACCACUGGGGGCAGCUCUGCCCGGAGCUGCUGAGAUGUGUAGGGCCAGGACAGCGGGACGAGCGGCAUAAGGUGGCUACAGGAGCGGGAUGGGGAGAGGAGGAGGGUGGGGAGGUGGUCUCAGGGCUGCCCCCACCGCAGGAAGGGUCCCUUUUCCCACCGCAGCCUUCUCCCACCCUCCAUGGGCACAGGCAGCUGGUUCAUUGCUGCACCGGGACCCACGGGUAUCCAUCCAUCAAUCCCUCCAUCCAUCCCUCCAUCGAUCCAUCAGUCCC
This is a messenger RNA of Pseudopipra pipra, 2698 nucleotides long. RefSeq names its product lipase member M-like. The coding region runs from base 52 to 1248 and encodes 398 amino acids. The record is from RefSeq and is a predicted model, not a curated record. Gene Ontology annotation, molecular function: hydrolase activity, acting on ester bonds. The transcript has 9 exons. NCBI's taxonomy places the organism in Eukaryota, Metazoa, Chordata, Aves, Passeriformes, Pipridae.